GAACGUGAAACAAAAGAGCGAGUGGGCAUACUGGUUAUACUGUGGUUCUAUUCUGUUGACAGUCUGCGACAGGUUAGCGUUUUUCAAAUAGUCCUGUGGCCGAUGGCGGGGCGCGGGCGUCAAAUUAAGAGAGUUCCAUUCAUCGAGUGUACAACACGUCUUCUAACCUAGAAGAAAAAUUUUUGUUCCUGCGGGGUUUCAUCAUCCCGCGCGAGACCCGAUAGUCGGGGCCCUCGCUUUGUAUGUCACCAAUUAAACGUCUAUUGGUUCGUCGUGGCCGUGUCGGCUACCAUUUAUCAGGAGCCGGGCACCAUAAUUAGAAGUCAAAUUAAGAGAGAAAUUAUGUCACGGAAAAAGCACAACAUAUCGUAUAUCAAACCGGAUGAACCGAAGUUUCUACGAGAGCUGAAGGAACAAAUUGGGUACAAAGAAGGCCCCACUGUCGACACGAAGAGGCAAUCCCUACCAGAGGUGUCUGACGAAGAAAGGGAAGAGCUGGUUGAUGAACAGCCUGUUGUUGUCGUGUUAAAUUCUGGUGAUUUAACAGCGGAGGAAGCAGACGCCUUUAACAAACAAAGGGAAAAAGAAGAAAACAAUGCCCCAGCUGAUCUAUCUAAGAAGAUUGUAUUUCGCAAGACUAAAGCAGUAGUAACAGAUUCUGACACCAUCGCUGCCGAUAAACCUAUGAGGAAGAAAGCGAAGAAAGAAAAGCAAAAAGCCGUCCUGUCCUUCGAUGCUAAUGACGACGACGACAAUGGAUAACGCAGAAUGUGAAUUCUCGUUUGAGUGUACACCGACCGGCAAUGAAUCGUUUUGCAAGAGAGGAAUUGUUCCCCCACUCGUUGAUAAUUCAUCGAUUUGCUAGAGUGGAGAAACAAAUCACUUACCCUCUUGCGAAACGAUUCAUUGCCGAUGACUGUACAUAUUAGGCUGGUAAUACAUUUAUGGUACAACAAAUUUUCCAGCCAAUCAACACACUUAAAAAAUUUGUCAUAUGACAAAUAUAAUAAGGGUGCUUUCCAACAAUGUACACAGGCGAC
Vollenhovia emeryi is the source of this 1040-nucleotide messenger RNA. RefSeq lists its product as uncharacterized. The coding region runs from base 343 to 762 and encodes 139 amino acids. NCBI's taxonomy places the organism in Eukaryota, Metazoa, Arthropoda, Insecta, Hymenoptera, Formicidae. The transcript is spliced from 4 exons. The record is from RefSeq and is a predicted model, not a curated record.